Jaminaea rosea is the source of this 3780-nucleotide messenger RNA. RefSeq lists its product as hypothetical. The transcript has a single exon. Gene Ontology annotation, molecular function: sequence-specific DNA binding; protein binding; zinc ion binding. The record is from RefSeq and is a predicted model, not a curated record. Lineage: Eukaryota; Fungi; Basidiomycota; Exobasidiomycetes; Microstromatales. Bases 1 to 3780 code for a protein of 1259 amino acids. Gene Ontology annotation, biological process: regulation of DNA-templated transcription.
AUGGAUGGUCCGGGAGGAACGGGCACGGGCACAGGCACGAGCUCAGCUCCCGGGUCAGGCUGGAUCUGGGAUCAAGUGCAAGUCGAGGGUCCAGCUGAUAUGGACCAAGCGAUUCAUCUCCAGCCGCCGAUAGCUGGCGGCGAUGACUCACUGUCGUCGUCCGUCGCCCCUGACCCCGCCUCCUCCUUUUUGCCGCGCACCAUGUCCAACGCAGACUUUGACGCUCUUCUACACAAUUACACGGCUGCAGGGGCAGGUGCUCCCCCUUCCUCGAUGAUGACUUUCGAUCAAAACGUCGAUCCGCAAGCAAACAACAACAAGAGCGACCCCAUUGCGACGGCGGCUGCGGAUGCUUCGACUGCUGCGGCUGUCGCUGCAUUGCAGGCCAAUGGGCUCAUCAACCCACUUAGACCGAACAGCAGCGGUGCGAGUGGCUCUGUGCAUGGAUUCGAUUGGAGUCAGGACCCCAACAACCACGAUCACAAUGCCGGCUUUGGUGGUGACUUGAGUAUGGCAGCUCCCUCUAUGCGCUUCAGCAAUUCCAACAACUCCUUUGCCUCGUCCUGCUUGGCCUACGAUGCUGGUCGCUCCAUUGGUGGCGGAUACCAGCAAGGCAGAGCAUCCUGGGACGGCGCAUCAGCGAGCAGGACGGCGCUCAAUCAGCAACUGGCAGCGGCGGCGAGAGGCGAAUCGUUGACCCCGGGUCAAGAGAGCUCGGACAGUGGUGGAAACACAUCGACUGCUUCGACAAAGAGGCGCAGGAUGACCUUCUCCGGUGUCGAUUCGUCGCAUCAGGCUGGCAGAGGGAGACCGCCGGGACAUGGUGCGGCGAUGUAUCAUCAGCAGCCUGAGAGUAGCGCGAUAAACGACGGCGACGACGACGGCAUGCGCAGCCUGAGCAAUGCGUGGGGAAGGGCAGCACCAGCAGCGCCUCUUCCACCUUUCUCUACAUCGGCAGGCGGCAACAACCACGUCGUCAACUCUCGCGACCUCGAAGCCAUGGCUGCAGAGACGUUGCAGCGAGCAAGCGCAGAGAACAGUCGAAGCAUCGAUGGUGCUGGCAACUUGUCUGCCAUGCCCGCAUCGAUUGCUCCGGGACUCGCUCAUCAUCAACAACACCACCAGCAGCAGCGUCAACGCCAGCAGCCACGCUCCCAGGCAGCCAAGGGUAGUGGUCCCAUCUAUGCCGGGGACAGUAGCGCAGGACAGAGCUCUAGCGCACCCACCUACGUCUCUUCUCAGCAGGUCGGCAUCGGCAAUAACACUAACAGCCACGCCGCCGCAAGUGCAAACGCGCAUGCACACGCACAAGCGCAUCCCUCUUCCAGCCUAGCCCCGACAACGACGACGACGACGCUCCUCCGCGCAGGGCAAGACGGCUCUCCCUCGGCCUCCUCUGGCGCUCAAGCCGCGCACGAGUUUACCCGCCGCAAAGGCUGGGCGCAUCGUGUCGUCGAUGAGCUGCUGGACUUCUCCUUUGUCCUUUCACCGGACCAGGAAGCGCGCAUCGUCCACGCGACGAACAGUGUGCACGGCAUUACGGGCUGGAAGGCCGAUUCUCUCAAGGGGGAGAGCCUCUUCUCUUUCAUUCAUCCGCAGGACGCGCCUGCCUUGCAGAGACAGUUGGCACGCUCUCUGGAGACGGGAGAGGACAUGUUGCUCUACUACCGGUUCAGGAGGAACCCUGCAACGAUUGCUGCGAGGGCAAAGGUGAGGCUUGCAAAGGAGAAUGGAGCGGCGGGCGGUGCUGCGGGUGCCGGCGCCGGUGCGGGUGGGCAGCGUCAAGCUCGCUCCCCCUCCGCAGCAAUGUCUAGCUCGGCGGACUCGUCUACCACACCGAGCGACGAGUACGGGGCGGGGGCGCGUAGCGGUAAACCUCACCCGGCGAGUGUGGGCGAGGUGGACCCGGAUGCCGAUUGGGUGACGUUUGAGAUGAGUGGUCAUGUCUAUCAUGUGCCAGUCGAUGUGGACCCAUCGCGCGACGAAGUGGCAGGGGCUCGCGAAGAGGAGGACGAGGGGAGUACCAGUAAUAGCAACAGCAACAGCAACGACUCCAGCCUGACGACCAAGUCAAGAUCCACCGGCAGUGCUACCGCCAACGCCAACGCCAAGCUGGAAGAAGCUUCAAACGACGGCUCCGCCAUCUACAAGCCCGCUUCAACUAGCUCUGGUCCCGUCGCCACCACCUCAUCCUCGAGCCCUCCGCGCCCAAAGAAGUACCCCCUUCCCCUCGCCCGACGAAGCGAAGCACAAUGCUUCUUCUGCUCCUGUCGCGUCUACCCCUCCAAGGGCGUGACCGUCCUCGACUCCUUCCUGGAGCUCAAGCUCGAAAAUGAGAAGCUGAGGAGACAGUUGGAGGACCUGAACAUCGCUGAGGCUCAGGGUGCGGCGGCGGGACAGGACUCGGGGGAAGGAGAGGCUGGGAGCAAAGGCCCUUUCGCGCAAGCGCAAGAUCGUCGAUCGAGCAACACGCCCACGGGGAGUAGUAGCGCGUCCCGUCCUGGCCCUUCGGUACUUCAGGGCAAGUCUAAGUCGAGCGGCAGCGGCGGCGCAGCCUCCAAGGUGCAGAGCGCAGAUAGCGUCACGGCCGUCUCUGGAAGCCAUGAUCGAGUGCCGACGACCAGCGAAGGUUCAGCCACGGGAAGGGACAGCCUCAGUGAGGCUGGGCAGAUCGUGCGCCGUAAGCAUUCAACUACUGCGGCUGCGGCUGCUGGCGGCGGUUCGGCGAGGAGGAAAAGCCAUGAGACCGGCUCGGCUCAAUCUCAUUCGUUGGGGACGCCUUCCAACUCCACCGGUGGCGCGACCACGGCCAUGGGUACGGGCGCGAUGUCUAGCAGCGGCGCCUCCCCAUCCCUUCCCGCCUCCACUUCAACGGGGGGGAGCAGUGCCGCCGGUGCUGCUCUGGAGGAAGACCGAGUCUGUACAGACUGUGGGCGGACGGACUCGCCCGAGUGGCGUAAAGGGCCCUUGGGGCCUAAAACGCUCUGUAAUGCCUGCGGGCUGCGAUAUGCCAAGAGGGUCAAGAAGAAGGCUCAGGCGCACGCGCAGGUGCAGGGAGCCGUGCAUGGUAAUCUGGUUGGAGGAGGGCAGGUUCAGCAUGGGCUUCCCUUGGGAGAGACGAUGGGCGUGGGCGUGGCUGGGGGGGAGGAGAUGGGUAUGGAUGGCCUCACGGCCGGGGCGGGAGGAGGAGGCGGAGGUGCUCCACCGAGAAUGACGACCCCCCGCGUCCCUUCGAAUGGAGCCGUCCUUGCUCACUCGCCUACACCGGCGCGACGCGCUUCUGGGCACGCGGGGAUGAUCUACGCCGGCAGCGCUGGUGGCGUUGGGAGUGAGUUUGGGUCGCCGAACAGUAUGGCUGCUCAGCUGUCCCAGCAGUCGCCCGGCUCGUCUUAUGUGAAUCAUCAGCAGCAUCAACAUGCCCAUGCGCACGCCCACGCGCACGCCCAUGGGCAACAUGGGCUACCACAUCAGCAUCAACAGAGUCCGUACGGUCCUUUUGCCCAUCCAGCGACGGCGACGACGGCGGCGAGAUACAUGAAUUCGCACCCGUACCAGCAUCAGCCUCAGCCUCAGCAGCAGCAGUACGCAGGCAUGGAUACGGAUCUGACUGGCGCUUUUACGUCGUAUGACCCGAGUACGGGCGUGUCGUUCCCGGCCGGUCCUGGUGGCGGGGCUGGGGAGCACCAGCAGCAGCAGGUGCAAGGAGGAGGGUUGACCGACGGAGGCUUUGGGUAUAAUCUGCAGACGCAGCACCAGCCUGGUUGGGGGGAGGGGAGAUGA